Messenger RNA from Cajanus cajan (pigeon pea), 1251 nucleotides. RefSeq names its product Calcium-dependent phosphotriesterase superfamily protein. The record is from RefSeq and is a predicted model, not a curated record. Lineage: Eukaryota; Viridiplantae; Streptophyta; Magnoliopsida; Fabales; Fabaceae. Gene Ontology annotation, cellular component: endoplasmic reticulum.
GUUCUGUUGUGUUCCUCCUAAUCCUAUUAAAACCUUAUUGCCACGCAAACCAAAUCCUAAAACCACUCUCUCUCUCUCUCUCUCUCAUGGCUCUCUGUUCUCUCCGAUUUCUGACCCUCCUCCUCCUCUUCUCCGCCGUACCCAUCGGAAUCAUCGUGACGUUGGAGCGAGCCGAACCCGCCACCCAUGUCUACCACUACCAGAGUUCUGGGUGGUUCAGAGAAUGCUCCAAGUGGGACUCUGGCCAUCGCCGCUUCUUAAUUUCUUUGUUCGAAGGUGGUCUCGCUCAGGCCAAGGUGCCGGAGAACGACCCUCACCCGUCGUCGCCCUUGGAGGAAGUCACCGUCGUUAAAGAACCCCAUUUGGCCGGAAACGCCUCUCUGGGGAUCGCCAUUGACCACCCCAGAAAUCGAGUUCUAGUGGUUAACGCUGACGUCAUUGGUAAUCGAUACGGUGCGCUCGCAGCAUACGAUCUCUCCACCUGGAAUCGCCUCUUCUUAACCCAACUCACUGGUCCUAGUGACGAGAAAUCUUUCGCAGAUGAUGUUGCAGUGGAUGCAGAAGGCAAUGCCUAUGUUACAGAUGUUAGAGGCAGUAAAAUCUGGAAAGUUGGGGUGGAAGGCAAGCUUUUAUCCAUCAUCAGAAACCCAUUGUUUACACCAAAGGAGUGGUAUAAGAACUUGGUUGGACUAAAUGGAAUAGUUUACCACCCAGAUGGGUUCCUGAUAGUGAUUCACACUUUCAGUGGCAAUUUGUUGAAGAUUGAUUUAACAAAAGGAGAGGAAGUGAAGGCAAUAAAGGUAAAGGGAGGGACCCUUUGUUUUGGAGAUGGUUUGGAACUGUUGUCUCCUACUAAGUUGGUAGUAGCGGGGAACCCUUCAGCGAGAUUAGUGGAAAGCUCUGAUGGGUGGAACACAGGUUCUGUUGUGGGAACAUUCUUAGGACCUAUGCAUCGCUUAGCCACAGCAGCAACUGUGAAGGAUGGGAAGGUGUAUUUGAACCAUAUGGUUGGAAUGGGAUACCCCAAAAAGAAGCAUGCGAUUGUUGAGGCAGUUUUUUGAUUCAUACUCUCUAGAAAUCGAAACAAUUAAUAGGGAUUGAGGUUUACAGGAGGUUUGGUUGAAAGUUGGUGUACUUUUGUAUGUUUGGUUUUGUUUAGUUACAUUACUUGUGUCGAUGGUUUUCCCUUGAAUAUCAACCUAGCAUAAGAUGCUCGACUAAGUUACCCCUGUUAUGUUGGGUACAUCCAAA